AUGGCGGCCGCCUCUCUUUGGAAAGGGCUGGUCGGGGUCGGGCUCUUCGCCCUGGCGCACGCGGCCUUCUCCGCCGCGCAGCAUCGUUCCUAUAUGAGAUUAACAGAAAAAGAAGAUGAAACGUUGCCUAUAGACAUUGUUCUUCAAACCCUGCUGGCCUUUGCAGUCACCUGUUAUGGGAUAGUACAUAUUGCAGGAGAAUUUAAAGACAUGGAUGCUACUUCAGAGCUAAAAAAUAAGACAUUUGACACAUUAAGGAACCAUCCAUCCUUUUAUGUAUUUAAUCACCGGGGCAGAGUGUUAUUCCAGUCCCCAGACACUGUCCAUUCUUCCUCCAACCAGGAUGCAUUGUCAUCCAGCACAUCACUGAAGUUGCGAAAACUUGAACCUCUGCACCGUUAAAGAGUUUUUUUUUACAGACGAUUCUAAAAAUAGAACAGGACACUGAGCUGUAAUAUUGGAGUUGGAUAUAAACACUUUUUUUUAAAUUUCUGGAGCAGGAUUUAUAUUGAUCUUCCAGGCUUUAUAAUACGUGUGUGCGCGCAUGUGUGUCUGUCUACACACACAUGCACACACAUACAUAAAUAUAUAAAAAAAAUUAAAAGGACCUUUGAACACUGGUAAUGACAACUAAAUUGUGAAUUGGCAAACAAUGAAAGUUACUGCUAAAAUUAUGCUGUGAAAUAUGCAUUUUACCUUUCAUUAAAGCACUGCUGCAGUUAACUCACUUCUGAAUUAUCAAAAUCUGUAUUACCAAAUGCAGAUGAUGGUUUUAAUGUACUAGAUAAGCACAGAAAAGGGUAUUUUGUAUUAUUUUGUUCAACGACAAAAUAGUUGCAGGUGGCUUAUCUGCUUCUCCCAUCCCCUAACUCUCCCUCUUCCAGCGGAGUCCUUGACAGAACAUGGUAAUUUCUGUAUCUCAUUUAUUGGUGCUGUGUGUGGAAUAUCUGCCCAGCAGAGCCAGUCAAGACUAAUCCUUUUCAAGUAGGAAUUUAACCAUUUGGCAAAGGGAUACAGACUUGAUCAUCAGUUAGUCAUUGACCUGGAGCUCCCUGAAAUGCUGAAAGCUGUAUGCUUUUUGAGAAGUCACAAUGGCCAAAUCUCUAAAUGUCUAACCAGGACAUGGAGGUGAAUCAUGUCAUCCAUAAUCCAUUCACUUCUGGCAUCAAGCUCUGCUCAUAGCACGUCAUCAAUAGAGAUUGUAGCCAAGAGAGGAGCUGGAUUGAAACUCUAGGAUUCCUUCUGUAAAAGGGCUUUACCUUAAAUCAAGCCAGUAUAGUUGGAGUGGAUGGAAACUCUAGUCUAAAACAUACAAGGUGUCAGGCAGAUGAGGAAGACUGACCUAGCAGAUCUGGUUAAAGGAGGGAAAAAAUGGUUUGGCAGCAUGCAAGUUUGCACAAGGGAAGGACUUGGACUGUGUCUUGUAAUGAUUUUUCUCAAUUUCAGCUUUUGGUAAUGCCUUUUGAUUUAGCUCCCACUCAUUAUACGUGCUUUCCUUUUUUAGAAAGGUAAAAGUAGGUUGAGAUACCAUGAACUGUAAUGUUCCCGUUUGAGCAGCUGAACACGUUCAACUUGUUUUUCCAUUCUACUGCAUUUUUUAACAUAAUUGUAUUUGAUCACCAGAUUUCUUCCAGAAUUACCUACCUUGGAAUAUUUGGGGUGGUAUAGAUUCCCUUCAAUUCAAUAAGUGUUUGCUUCAAGUUUGAUUUUUGCAGAAUGUAACCAAUUUCAAAUUAGUAACUAAAGUUGUAGAGAAGUUGAAUGCACUUCCAGGGACAAAGUCUUGUGCUACAAAUAGGUGAGAAGUGGGGUGUGUUCAUGAUUAAAAUAAAAUUUUACAGGUCAUGAGAUAGGUAGGAUCUUUUCCCUAGAUGGCAGCCACUCCAGGGCAGGAAAACCAUGUGGAAAAUUGCUUGAACCCAGUGCUUCUCAACCUUGGCAGCUCCCAGAAUUUCACACAUUUCGAAGUUGCCGAGGUUGAGGAACAUUGCUCUAACCAAAGGAUCAGGAUGCUAGACUUUUGACUGUGAUAAAUCUUGGCCUUUCUAAACCUGGCCCUGAUACUAAUUGGUUCAAAUUGUGGUCCUUCUUUUGAAUGAAACUUUUUUCAGCCUUGUAUUUGGUCUAGGUGAAGCCUAUCAGACAUCUGUAAGGCAGUUGCAUAGCUCUGUUGGUCAUCUUCCUCCUAAUGCGUGCUGCCCAUUUGGCUAUUCCGUCUCCCAGUCCUUUCAGGGAGAUCCUGUUUCUUCUAGCUGUUUUUAAUUCAGUCUGGUAUCUAAGUGACACUCUCCAGCCCCGUUUUAAGAAGUUAAUGGGGACAGUGGCAUCAAAAACGGUUCCAUAAAAUGCCAGUGAUUUGCCUACUCAGUGUUUGCUGUUUUAGUAUAUGCCGUUUCAAGCUGAGGUCCUUGUUUAUUAAUUCUUUAUCCUGAGACUAAUCAGGGUUUGCCAAGAACUUGCAAAUUUUGCUACAAAGGCAGUCUUUCUCCAAAGUCUGGGUCUUUUCAUGCAUUUGUUAUGAAUUUUGCAGUCUGCUCAAGCACCUUCUGGGUCUAUUAAACUUGCAAGAAAUAAACAGGUUCCCCUUCAGCAUUGAUGGUUACUUUACAAGUGUGCAAAUUUUGUUUCUUCCCCUUUUUGCUCUUGCCAUGUCCAAUAAAGAACUAAUAUUAUUCCAAAACAG
Python bivittatus (Burmese python) is the source of this 2683-nucleotide messenger RNA. It is a transcript of the gene MMGT1, whose product is annotated as membrane magnesium transporter 1. Gene Ontology annotation, cellular component: EMC complex; Golgi apparatus; plasma membrane. Lineage: Eukaryota; Metazoa; Chordata; Lepidosauria; Squamata; Pythonidae. The record is from RefSeq and is a predicted model, not a curated record.